AUGGUCGCCACCGUCCAGAAGCCCGCCCCCGCCUUCAAGGCCACCGCUGUCGUCGACAGCCAGUUCAAGGACAUCGCCCUCUCUGACUUCCUCGGCCAGUGGGUUGUGCUCUUCUUCUACCCUCUGGACUUCACCUUCGUCUGCCCGACGGAGAUCCUCGCGUUCAACGAUGCGCUCCCCCAGUUCCAGGCGCUCAACACCGCCGUCCUCGGCGUCUCCACCGACUCCCACUUCUCCCACCUUGCGUGGGCGACCCAGCCCCGCAAGCAGGGUGGUCUCGGCCCCGACCUCAAGCUCCCCUUGAUCGCGGACAAGAACCAGAAGAUUGCCCGCGACUACAACGUCCUCAUUGAGGAGGAGGGCAUCGCUCUCCGUGGUCUCUUCCUGAUCGACCCCAAGGGUACUCUCAGGCAGAUCACCGUGAACGACCUUCCCGUCGGCCGUUCCGUUGAGGAGACCAUCCGUCUCGUCCAGGCCUUCCAGUUCACCGACGAGCACGGCGAGGUCUGCCCCGCCAACUGGCAGGCGGGCAGCAAGACCAUCAAGGCGGACCCCAAGGGUUCGCUCGAGUACUUCUCCAACGCCUCCGAGGCCAACAGCAACGUGAGCAAGAAGCGGCGCCUUGACUGA
Messenger RNA from Trametes versicolor FP-101664 SS1, 630 nucleotides. Its product is annotated as thioredoxin-like protein. Gene Ontology annotation, cellular component: cytosol. Gene Ontology annotation, molecular function: thioredoxin peroxidase activity. The transcript has 6 exons. The record is from RefSeq and is a predicted model, not a curated record. Gene Ontology annotation, biological process: cellular response to stress; hydrogen peroxide catabolic process; cell redox homeostasis. Bases 1 to 630 code for a protein of 209 amino acids. Lineage: Eukaryota; Fungi; Basidiomycota; Agaricomycetes; Polyporales; Polyporaceae.